GAAGCAACGAAAUUCAACGGCCGACCAUAGUGAAUCGCAUCGUCGUGAUUGCGUUCAUUUUUAACAUUUUUUGUCACAUUUUAACCUUGUGAUUUUAACUCAAAAUAUAAAUAUUUUGGUGAAUUCUACUUCUGGCGGCGCGCAUACAAGAUUAGUGUGUUUUCCAGCACGUUAAUCGUGCAUAUAAUAACUAUUUAGAUUGGAAAUAUUACGUGUGGAUUACUAUACAUUGUCAUAGUAAAGAAUAAUUGGAGAAACGGCGGCAAAAUAAGUUUCCAAUUUAGAAUCGAUAAUAUCGUUGAAAUGUCUAAAGCCAAGAAAUUAUCAUUGCCCAGCAAUGAUUCAACAGAAUUUUACAAUUACAAACCGAAAGACUUGAUUUGGGCAAAGAUGAAAGGUUUCACACCAUGGCCAGCAAUGAUUGUUGAGCCCUCUAUCGAUCUCUUGAAUCAACCGCGCAAAGCUAACACAAAAAGUGUGUUUUUCUUUGGAACACGAAAUUUCGCUUGGAUAGAAACUAAUAAUAUAAAACCGUUCGAAGGGCCUUGGAAAGCUGAAUUAGCAAAAGUUAAUAAACCAAAUUCGUUCCGUCAUGCAAUGUCCGAUAUUAACACGUAUAUUGAAGAUCCCACAGAGGUUGAUGCAGAGGUCAGCAAAAACACGAUCAGUAAUCAUUCCACUGAAGCAGACUUCGAUAAGAUUCGCGACGGGUUGACGGAUGAUGAUACAACAAAUGACAUUCGUGGUAUAGAUGACGCGGAUAAUGGUGUAGAGACCAUAACCGGUGAUGUUGCGGUUGAUUUGGAUGAUGUACAACCAUCUUACAAAACCCCUGUGAAGCGUACGCCAAAAGCCAAAGCGAGCGCCGUAGCUGCAGUCAAAGCAAAAUCAUCUGUUAGUGGAACUGCCCCUAAGUCAUCAACAAAACGACGUCGCUCGUCACAAACUGCAAAUAGCAGCUCAAAGCGUAAAAGAAAUUCUUCAGUUGGUGCACUUGAAGACCUUAAUGAUUAUAUUAAUCGAAAGUCGACGACAACACCACCUUCUCGACGUAAAAUCAAUGCCGACGCUUUGGCUCACAUUGGCAGCACAUCACGGCGCAAUGUCAACUCAAUCGCUCUACUUGAUCGUCCGGUAGUAUCACGUCCGGAAGCGCAAGCAAUUGAUAUGAAUGCGCGUUCCCAAACACUUGCAGAACGGGACAUAACACCAUCUCAACUGACAUUUGGUUUCCUAGGUCUGGGGAUUAUGGGCUCAACCAUUGUAAAAGAUUUGCUAUGCACCGGCCACAAAGUGGUUGUAUGGAAUCGCACAAUGUCAAAGUGUACACCGUUCGCUGAAGCUGGCGCUGAUGUCAAAGGCACACCUAUGGAUGUAGUUGAAGCUUCAGAUGUAAUAUUCUGUUGUGUUUCCGAUCCAAAGGCAUCAAAAGACUUGGUAUUUGGCAAUUGUGGUGUAUUGGGCGUAAAAGAAAUGAACGGAAAGGCCUAUGUUGAAAUGUCGACAAUAGAUCCAGAAACUUCGCAAGACAUCGCUGAAGGAAUACAAUCAGCAGGCGGGCGUUAUUUGGAAGUGCAAAUCCACGGCACACGACAAGAAGCCGAAGAUGGUAUGCUAAUAAUUUUAGCGGGUGGGGACCGUUCAGUCUUCGAGGACUGUCAUUCCUGCUUCAAAACUAUUGCCAAAAAUACAUUCUUCUUGGGCGCAGAAGUUGGGAAUGCUUGCAAAGUAAAUUUGAUACUACAAACGAUAGUCGGCGUCAGUUUGGUUGGAUUAGCUGAAGCUUUAGCAUUGGCUGAUCGUUUCUCAAUUUCAUUAAAGGACAUCAUUGACAUAUUUGAAUUGACAUCAAUGAAAUCGCAAUUAUUAUUAGCCAAAGGCAAAGAAAUGGCCAAAGGAGACUUCAACCCCCAGCAGCCACUGAGUCACAUGCAAAAAGAUUUACGCCUUGUGCUGAGUAUGGCGGAGAAUUUGGACCAAUCGAUGCCUGUGACUGCAAUUACAAAUGAAGUUUUUAAGCACACAAAACGUCUUGGUUAUAGUGAACACGAUUCGAGUGCCGUAUUUGUAAGAUCCAGAUUUUAACAUUUAGUUAAUACAGCAACAUUUUAAAUGAAUAUCUAAUAUGUGUGUUCAAAUUAUAUGACACAUACACGCACCCAUAAAAAACAACAACUACAUAAGGGAAUCACUAAAAUGCACUAAUUCAAAGCAUUUGUUCCUUUUAUUUGUAAUACGUUGUAAAUGAAAAUUUCCAAUAUGCCCAUUUAUAACAUAAUAAUUAUUAGGAAAUUAAUUUACUGUUAUGCAUCUUCGCAUUUUCGAAGUUAGGUUAUUUCGAAAGUAAUUAUCAAUAACGGCAAGAAAGGUCAGCAGCAAUAUCUCCAAAACAAAAAAAUAAGAAAUCAGAGUAUAUAUUUUAUGAACCACAUAUAAAACAUAAAUAGGAAACAAUUGAUAUGAGGCCUACCACAACAGUAAAGGCAGUCACUAUAUAGACCAGAAAUACCAAUUAAAUUGAAAUCAAUACUGACUGACGACUGAUAAAAGUGCAUUCAGAUGUUUCAAAACAAUGAUACUAAAAAAUGGAAGACGCAAUCUGUGUACAAUUAAUACACGUGUUUGACAUAUAUUAAUAUAUAUGUAUAUAUACAAUUUAUGAUAAGGUUUAAGAAGAGGAUAAUAAAUAACAAUGGCAAUUAUUUAAUGGAGAUAACAGAGAGGUCGAAAAUGUAGUAACGAAUGUGUAAACGUGCGCAUACAAAAAUUUAAAAAUAUCCAAAUUAAUAUCGCAUGGCGCAUUUUGCAAAUCAUUUAUAUAUUUGUUUUUAUAUAUAUAAAUAAAUAAAAAGGACAAACAAUUAUAUAAACAAAAUAAUUUGUGUAAAAUAAUUGUGUGAAUAACAGUCGAUAAUGAAUAUUAAGAAAGUACAAAAAUAAUGGACUAAUUAUUUUACGGUUCUGCAAGAGGCUGCCUUAAAAUACAAUUCCCGCAAAAUCAAAUAUACACAAUUCCACUUUAUGUUUCAAUCUUUCCCAUACGUUUGACUAAACUUCUCUUAUUUAUGGCGUGCGCCUUAAUAUAAACAACAAAAGGAGUGUCUUACAAGUUAAAAACAUGAUAAUUAUAUAAAUUGUAGUUUGUUUUAUCUAUAGUUAGAAAUAAUAGUACGUUUUUAUUUUUAUUAUUUUGCUAAAGGGUUCUUGUCCAAAAGAUUCGUAACAAAAUUUUAUGCUAAAAAUUAUAACUUCUCUAAAUAUAACUGAAUAAUUUUUCAAAUUUUAUUGCUAAUAAUUUAAUUUCAUAAAAUAAUGACACAAAACUACCAACUAACAAACUCAAAAAGCUUUUUUUUUAUAUUCAAACUUUUAUGUGCUUUUCGACGGUAAAAAUAUACUAUAUAACUAACUUGAAUUUAUCCAUCAUAUUUUCAUUUAUUUUCCGAAUCAUAUGUUUCUGAUUCUUGUACAUUUUGGAUGGUAUAACUUUAUAUCUAACCAAAAAAUAAUUACAAAAUAUGACCAAUAAUUUCUUCCUUACAAUUGCCCAAUGAAAAACUAUUAAAAAAUGAGCAUGUUAUGGAAACCUAACUAAAAUUAUUUGUCUAAAGCAACAUAUGGAGUGAACUCCUAUUGAAAAUCGAAAACCUAGUAUUCAACAAUCCUUGGUUUUCUCCACAACUAAUUACAAAAAUUGGAACUGUUAUUACAAGCGAAAGCAGCAGCUCUGGUAAACAGACAUGUAUAAAUCAGAAUGUUAAACAGUUUAAUGACUUUCAUACAAAUGGCUCAAGAUCUUUGGAAAAGAAUAAAUUGUAACUAACUUACAUACUUAUUUGCUGCGGAAACCUUGUUUGAUUUUCCCUAGAUGAGCAACAUUUUUCCUAAUAAUGCUUAUUAAACUCUGUUUAAAGGACUUGGUUCCUACUUGAUAUUUUAUUUAAUUAAAGAACUGUUUAUUUUUUUAAAUUCUGAUGGUAGUUAAUAUGUACAUAUGUAUAUGACAUAAGUAGGUAAUGAGCAAUCGAUUUGACAAAGAACAGAAAACAAAAACAAUACAUAUAAGGAAAAAGUGACAUUUAGAUUAUAGAAACGAUUUGAACGAAUAGGUAGUUAGUGACUCUAUAACGAUAAAAUGGAAUAAACCAGUAUUUGGAGUAGAACGUUGUAUGUGAAAUAAGAAUCGACAUAUAUUAGUAAUGAUCAUCCAGAUAGUACUAAUAAGGUCAAAGUAUUUUCCUUGCAUCAAAUAAACGUUUUCAAUAAAAUAUAAUUGUUGAAUACCCUAAUUCAUUGCGACGAGUGGGUAAACUAACGAGUUUUCUUUGACAGCAAAUAUAUCGAGCAACGAACGAAAACCAGUUCAAAAGCGAUUACUAAAAACCAGAAAAUGGCGAACUUUGAUUUUAAUUUUCCAAAUUUGACAUUAUUUUUCUUUUGAAAUAAAAACGGUGAUAUUUUCCAAUUAAAAACAAAAAGCUGUAUUGAAAUGCAGUAACUCCAACAACAUAUAAGCAACUAAAAUUGACAUGUGCGUUGUUUAAAACCUAAAUAUGAAUAUGUCGUCUGCCAGUGCAUGUUGCUGAGGACAGUAAAGAAAAGCAACACCAUUGUGACAAAGUAAUCAGCCAGUCGUAGGUACAUACUUCACAUUCGCGAACGAAUAUUGUUAAUUGAUUUAAUUGCUAUUUUCAAAAACAAAAUGCAAAAAACCUUACCAUUUAAAUCUAAAAAGUGUAAAUUAUACCAAUAAGUUAAUGAAAUUCAAUGGGUAACCAGUCUGUGUAUUGUGAUGCGAAAAGCAACAACAAAUUUGCAAUUGUAGCUGCCAAUAAAUUAUCAGUACUUUUUUCUGACAAUCUUGUUCGAUUGGGUGCCUCAAAUAUUGUGUUAACUGUGGGUGUGUGAUUAAUUUCAUCAAAAAUUUAUUCGAAUAAUAUAUUUGACCGGGUCACAAUUGUUCAAUACGAUUGGAAUAGAUGUGGAUUUAAAGAAAGGCAAGUGGAGCUAUCAGGCCAAAUGCCAAUGUAAG
Zeugodacus cucurbitae (melon fly) is the source of this 5032-nucleotide messenger RNA. RefSeq names its product cytokine-like nuclear factor N-PAC (gene Ndf). NCBI's taxonomy places the organism in Eukaryota, Metazoa, Arthropoda, Insecta, Diptera, Tephritidae. Bases 304 to 2085 code for a protein of 593 amino acids. Gene Ontology annotation, molecular function: oxidoreductase activity, acting on the CH-OH group of donors, NAD or NADP as acceptor; NAD binding; NADP binding. The transcript is spliced from 10 exons. The record is from RefSeq and is a predicted model, not a curated record.